GUGGCAGCACUUGUCAUUAUGUGACGUCAUUAUGGUCUGGUUGGGUUAGGUUUGAUUGGAAAUUUUUGUUAAAAUCUUGUAUUUUAUUAUAUUAGAUGUUGUGCUACUUAAUUUAGAUUAGUAAUAUAAAUACCUCAUAAAGUAGCGGUAAUUUUAACGCCAAGAUUAGUGUGAUUCAGAGGCGUAUCUUGGCGAAAAUGAAUCGCCAUGAAGGAGUCAGCUGUGAUUCUUGUUUGAAAAAUAACUUUAGAGGACGACGAUACAAAUGUUUGAUUUGCAUCGAUUACGACUUGUGUGCUGCAUGCUAUGAGUCUGGUGCCACUACAAAUCAACAUACCACUGAGCAUCCAAUGCAGUGUAUACUUUCCCGAAGUGAUUUUGAUCUCUAUUAUGGCGGAGAGGCUUUGGCAUUGGAACAACCACAAGCCUAUACAUGUCCAUUUUGCAAUAGAAUGGGCUUCACAGAUACAGGUUUAAUGGAACAUGUCACUUCUGACCAUAAUGACACCACCGUGGCUGUGGUGUGUCCAGUUUGUGCUUCUAUGCCUGGAGGAGAGCCCAAUUUUGUAACAGAUGACUUUGCUGGCCAUCUGACUCUUGAACACCGAAGUGGACCAAGGGAUCUUAUCUCAUUUCUUGAUGAACCGAGUGGUAUAAGGCACGGCGGAGUACGUCGAAUGCCGGCAUCCGGACGUGGCUUUCAUCGUCCCAGGCGCAAUAUGCAAUUCAGUAGCAGCGGUAUCUCGUCUCUCUCCCCAUCUUCCCGUGACGCGGUGGUGGAUCCAAUAGCAGAAUUGCUCUCCCAGUUGUCUGGCGUUCGGCGUGUGGCCGGUCAGCCUAACACGCCUAGCCAGUUACAACAACUGCAGAUGCAGUUGCAGCUUGAAAGGCAGCAGCAUGCGGCUCGGCAACAGCUAGAACGUCUCCCGCGUCGGCCAGCAAUGGCGUCGUCGAGCGCGAGCAAUUCUGCGCCGGCCACAGCGCAGCCGCCCUCACAGCCGCAGCCCACUGACAACACCGACUCGCAGUUCUUGCUCUCUGGAUUUCUAGGCGGCGCCGAGACCAGUGAAAGCGGGGAAGCAUCGUGCCGCGCGGCGUUGAUCCGUGGUCUGUUAAUGGCGUCACUGGGCCGUGUGCCACCCACAACUGUCCCUCCGAGGCCGGCACAGCCCACGCCUCGCGCCGAGCCCGAUGCCGCCCCGCCGCCCGCUCAGCCCCCUGAUACUCCCAGGCCCCAGCUGGCCGCCCCGGCACAGCCUGUUCCGCGCGCUAAGCCACAACCACGCACAAAGGAGGCGGUUGCUCGUACACACGGAGCAGCGAGGCAAAUGCCGGAGGGGAGGUAGAAGCGCGCCCGCCCAGCGCCGCCGCCCCCGCCCCGCUACCGCCCUGCCCUGCCCUGACCCGCCCUGACACAGGCAGGACAUUCCGGAACGUCUUACUCAAAUCGUUUCAGUGGGGCUAUUGUGUUAAUCAGUUAGACGAAUUCCGAUGGAUUCACUGUAUGCUGUGCUGCCAUUGGACAAUGACACACAAUGGCUGCACAUUCUGAGAUGAAUUUUCUAGUGGAUUCAAUAAGAAUUAACAGGAUACUGUUUUAGCAGUGUGUUUUUCUCUAUGAAGUUUGAGAUAUUCGACAGAUUUGAGUACGUUUUGCAAUGUGACAAAAACGCUCCCUAAUCUUAUCGGACCAUAGAGAAGACAACACGAUCUAAAGGGUAUUCAACGCUAGUUUUAGAAUUGUAAGAACAGAGAAAUUGUAAGAAAAAUUUCUGUAUUUGAUGCAAACUGCUGACAUUUUAAGACUGGUAACAGAUGUCCUGUUCAAAUGACUGGUUAAUUGCAGACUAAUAUUUAUUCAGAGAUUUUUUGAUUUUGAGGAAAAUUUUUUUAAAUUUUGCUAACUAACAAAGAUUCGGAAAUUGAUUUAAAUGUAAAUUAUGUAAUUAAAUUCUCUCAUACUGGUAUGUCCGCAAAGUUAGAUUUUUAGAAUUUGUUUUCCUUUUUUGAUACAUUGACUGUAUUCAUACUGGAAGUUGUCUGCUUACUGGUCUGGAAUGGGAUUCCUAUAAUACCUACUACAAGGUCCUAAUACUGAUACCCAUUAAUAUGGGUAUUAGGACCCUCACAAUAUUUUGCACCUUUAUUGUAUAACAGAAAGGUAUUUAUUUUAGGAUAUAUAUAAUUUGGCGUAUUUAUUUGUCGGUGAAUUAUUUGAAUGUAAAUUAGGGCUUAUACAAUACAGGUGCAAGCUUAGAGCUGUGAACCAAAAUCCGUCGUAAAAUAGUUGUUGUUAAUUCAGGCAAUGGGCAAUUAGUAAACAGUCGAUGUCGUUAUUCCCAUAUUUUGGGAAAGGCAGUUAAGGUAAGUGAGUGCCGUCAGGGCAGACUAAGGGCGAAAGGACCGAUCCGGGCCUCGCCACGGGCGCUGUCCGUUGUAAAUAGGGAGUUAGGGAGUCACGGGUCAGACCGGUGACGUGUCUACCGGAUUCUUUGUUGUUUUUCGCUAACACUUAUUAGUGAACGCUUCGUUGUGUUCGUUUUGUUGGCUUUCAAAAUAUCAGUGUGAUUUCAUUUAUUAGAGUAAAUAGUUAUGGAAUGUUUUAAUCGAUUUUUAAAAUAAGAACGAACAUUAGGUACGGUCACGUUAAUAAAAUAAAGAGGAGUCUUCACGAACGAUUUAAGGUAAUGCUUUUGUAUAUAACACUGUUGAAAUCCGACUGCAGUAUUUUUUUCUCGUAUGGGUUAAAAUAUUCUUAUUAUUGUAAUUAGAAUAAAACAUAGAUGUAUUUUUAUAACAGCAUAGUUCAAGCAUCGCUAUUUUAACACUGACUCCUCUCUUAAUAUAAUUAUUAUAAUUACUGAACAGAUGUGAAACUACUUACACUCAAAUUGUCACUAGCUACGAAAGUGCUUAUUAGUUUGAUCAUUAUACUCCAACAUUACAAAAAGUUUGUAUGUACCCUAAUUAAAUUCUAUAAUAAUAUUA
Molecule: messenger RNA, 2988 nt
Organism: Pieris rapae (cabbage white)
Lineage: Eukaryota; Metazoa; Arthropoda; Insecta; Lepidoptera; Pieridae
Gene: Kcmf1
Product: E3 ubiquitin-protein ligase Kcmf1
Exons: 9
Coding region: 198-1346 (382 amino acids)
Biological process (GO): synaptic signaling
Cellular component (GO): plasma membrane
Molecular function (GO): zinc ion binding
Source: RefSeq, a predicted model, not a curated record